Molecule: messenger RNA, 600 nt
Organism: Gloeophyllum trabeum ATCC 11539
Lineage: Eukaryota; Fungi; Basidiomycota; Agaricomycetes; Gloeophyllales; Gloeophyllaceae
Exons: 3
Coding region: 1-600 (199 amino acids)
Biological process (GO): regulation of transcription by RNA polymerase II
Cellular component (GO): NuA4 histone acetyltransferase complex; nucleus
Source: RefSeq, a predicted model, not a curated record
AUGGCCGUCGAAGAGGACCAGAAGGACGUGUCGGAGCGAUUUCUGGACACAGUAGAGGGUGAAAUCUCGUUCUUCCGUUCCAUCAUGCGCACCCGACCUGUAGGCAUCCAUCGACACUUCCACGUGCUGUCUAUGCGCACCAAUAUUCACAAAGAUACCGGGCACCUUGUAACGGUCGAGGAGAUCUGGGACAAACUGAGGCAAUGCUAUGACUUGGACACGCUGGAAGGGCUGGAAUACACCCUCCCGCACGACCCAACCUUCGAGAGCCUCAUCGCUCCUCGACGCAUGCGUGGCUCCGCCUCUCUACCGUCCUCUCCCCCAGCCCCAACUCCCCCUCCAGCCACGAGAGGUAAGAGAGGGGUAGGAAGGGGGCGAGGAAAGCGAAGCGGAAGGGGCAGGAAACGUAAGAACACCGCUGGAUUAGUGGGGGGCGAAAGCGAUAGCAGUGCAUUAACUCAGGAGAGCGGGGAUGAAAGCGUCGCUCCCACCCCUAGGGAGAGCGUUGCCACUGGAACAGAUAUGGGCUCAGAGGCAGAGGCAGAAGAAGAGGAAGAAGAGGAGCGCGAGGCAUCGGCAGGCGAGCCGCAGAGGUGGUAG